AUGGUCCUCAAGCUCUACAGCGCAAACCACCCUAUCGGCGGCUCCCUGCUCGUUGGGGUUGUUCUCAGCGAGCUCCGCGUGCCGUUUGAGCUUGCCCAGCUCGACCUUAGUGUGCCCGCCCGAGAACACAAGACCGCCUCAUAUAUGGCAUUGCAGCCAUUCGGGCAGGUCCCCGCCAUCGUGUGUCCGCCCCACUCGAAACUAUCCCGUUCACUAACCAUUCGCGCGGGACGACGACGGCUUCGUCCUCUACGAAUCGCGCGCGAUCUGGCUGCGGCGCUCUUCGAGCAGGCCGCCUCCGUGGAGUACUCGCAUUUUCAGCCGCACGCCCUCAAGAUAUACCUCCACGGCUAUCUCUUUCCGAAGAUAAACUUACCAUACGAUCUACUGGAGCUGAACACCGCAAAGACCGCGCUCGAUGUGACGCUGGAUGUUUACGAGGCGACACUUGGAAAACAGGCAUACCUCUGCGGAAAUGAAAUAACCUUGGUCGAUCUUUUCCAUGUCGCAUUUGGCGCCCACCUGCUCGCAGCCGGCUACGAUGGUCUCGGCACAUCACAGCGGCCCAAUGUUCAGCGGUGGUGGACGAUGGUGUCAUCUCGUUCAACUUUGACGCAAUACCAGAGCGGAUGGAAGGAGAAUUAG
Mycena indigotica is the source of this 645-nucleotide messenger RNA. Its product is annotated as Glutathione S-transferase. Lineage: Eukaryota; Fungi; Basidiomycota; Agaricomycetes; Agaricales; Mycenaceae. The record is from RefSeq and is a predicted model, not a curated record. Gene Ontology annotation, molecular function: glutathione binding; glutathione transferase activity. The transcript is spliced from 5 exons. The coding region runs from base 1 to 645 and encodes 214 amino acids. Gene Ontology annotation, cellular component: cytoplasm.